Molecule: messenger RNA, 5657 nt
Organism: Coregonus sp. 'balchen'
Lineage: Eukaryota; Metazoa; Chordata; Actinopteri; Salmoniformes; Salmonidae
Source: the annotation of a GenBank genome assembly
GUUGGUGAAAAAAAAACAAGAGAAGAGUGGGGGUGUGAUCACACGGAGCUGGUAAAAUAUAUAUAUAUUUAUCCCCACUGCUUGUCAUAAUAGUUUGUGUAUUCUAUUUAUUUCCAUUUCUGACAACUGUAUAAACAUUUUUUAUUAGUUUGAAACUCAGGACUUCUGUGUAGCCCUCUGUGGUUGACGUCGUUUCAAUAACAUGUAAUUUUUUAGAUGGUUAUGGCUAGGCAGGUACAUUUCCACAGUUUUUCGCGAGUCAGCCAGUUCAAAUAUUGGGUCUGCCGUGGGAAAAAUAAGCGGAAAGUGAGUUUGCAGUAUCGAAAUCCAAUAUCACAGCUGCUGCAUGGGUCCCCCGCCGUCUGCGCUAACCUCUCCACUCCAACCUGUGUAUGUAUGUGUGUCUUUUGAAGGGGUUGGGAUAAAGGGGUUCCGUUCAACCUUGUGUACGAUUGGACAAUAAAGUAAUCUUCUUCUUCUCUGACUGUUUGCUGUUUGUAUUGAUUAUUUAUAUUUUGUAGUACUGGGACAGUCUUUGUAAAUACAUACGUUUAAGAAGACUUAUUGUAAACUGAUUUGGUCAUUUCUCUUCUCUGCCAAAGAAUCAUUGCAGAUCUCCUGUUCCAUGCUUCAUAAAGCCUAAGCCUACACAAUGGAGGAAAGACACAAAAGGAUUCUCCAACGCAAUAGGGUCAAUCUCGUGAGAGACCUGGACCCAUCAGAUAUGUAUGAUGGACUUCUGUCAAAAGGAAUAUUUACUCAAGACAUGAUCGACGAGAUAAAGGUAGGGUGUGAUGGUAUUCUUCUUGACUAUUAUUGUCUGUUUUGCAAGAAUCCCGAUUCAUGAUAAACAUCAUCAUGAUUAGGCUAUUCUCAUCCCAUGCUGUUACGCACAGCGAAGUCUGGUGUGUGAGACUAUGAACAGGCUACCUGAAUUCUUACCAUGCAUCAUAUGCCACUGUUUCAGUUCUCAAAAGCAUUUUUUUUUUUUUUACAUUUUAGUCAUUUAGCAGACGCUCUUAUCCAGGGUGACUUACAGUUAGUGAGUGCAUACAUUUUCAUACUGGCCCCCCGUGGGAAUCGAACCCACAACCCUGGCGUUGCAAAUGCCAUGCUCUAACAACUGAGCUACACGGGACUAUGCCUUGUUCCUCUAUUUCAGAGCUCAGGGAUCAGACGAGACCAGGCCAGACAGUUGGUUCGAGACCUGGAGACCCGCGGGAGUCAGGCGUUCCCAGCUUUAAUAGAUUGCCUUCAUGAGACAGGGCAGCAUAGCUUAGCAGAGCUCCUACUGGAUGGAGAACCACAGAACCAGCCUCUACCUCAGCCUGUCCAUGUCCGGCCAGUCGUUAGGCCUUUGCCAGUUUGUGAGUAGGCCUGUGUGGUCAUUCAUUACAAUAUCGGUCCAUACUGCUGAAAUUCUCAUAUUUGCUCUGGACUGCUCUAUUUUGACAGACUCCCCUAUGGACACUGACAAGCCUGUUCACGUGGUAACCCCUGUUUAUCCAACUCAAUCAGUGAAGCCUAUGCCCACCACUCCUAGUCCAUGUAAGUGUUCACAUCAAUUUUCUGUAAGCAAUUUGACAUAGUCUGCAUAUUCAAGUAUAAAUGUGGUGAUGUUUAUUGCGUGUUUAUUACAUGCUUAUUACAGCCCCUGAAAGGGAGUUUGGAAAACCCAGGGCAACAGGAAGAGUUAGACGUGACAGUAUUCAGGUAAGUUAUCUUGCCACUUGGUUCUAUUUACUGUAGGCUAAAUGAAGCAUCAGUUCCCCAUUGUGGUUAUUGACAGUACUCUCUAAAGGAAUUGUUGUAUCUCAGUUCUGUUUAAUUGAACUUAUAAUAUAACACAUAAUAGUGCAUUCGGAAAGUAUUCAGACCCCUUCCCUUUUCCCACAUUUUGAUAUGUUACAGCCUUAUUCUAAAAUGGAUUAAAUAAAACAUUUUCCUCAUCAAUCUACACACAAUACCCCAUAAUGUCAAAGCGAAAACAGGUUUUUAGAAAUUUUAAAAAUGAAAAACAGAAAUGCCUUAUUUACGUAAGUAUUCAGAUCCUUUGCUAUGAGACUCGAAAUUGAGCUCAGGUACAUCCUGUUUCCAUUGAUCAUCCUUGAGAUGUUUCUACAACUUGUUUGGAGUCCACCUGUGGUAAAUUCAAUUGAUUGGACAUGAUUUCGAAAGGCACACACCUGUCUAUAUAAGGUUCCAGAGUUGACAGUGCAUGUCAGAGCAAAAACCAAACCAUGAGGUCGAAGAAAUUGUCCGUAGAGCUCCGAGACAGGAUUGUGUCGAGGUACAGAUCUGGGGAAGGGUACCAAAAAAUGUCUGCAGCAUUGAAGGUCCACAAGAACACAGUGCCCUCCAUCAUUCUUAAAUGGAAGAAUUUUGGAACCACCAAGAGUCUUCCUGUAGCUGGCCGCCUGGCCAAACUGAGCAAUCGGGGGAGAAGGGCCUUGGUCAGGAAGGUGACCAAGAACCCGAUGGUCACUCUAACAGAGCUCCAAAGUUCCUAUUUGGAGAUGGGAGAACCUUCCAGAAGGACAACCAUCUCUGCAGCACUCCACCAAUCAGGCCUUUAUGGUAGAGUGGCCAAACGGAAGCCACUCCUCAGUGAAAGGCACAUGACAGCCCCCUUGGAGUUUGCCAAAAGGCACCUAAAGGACUCUCAGACCAUGAGAAACAAGAUUCUCUGGUCUGAUGAAACCAAGAUUGAACUCUUUGGCCUGAAUGCAAAUCUGGAAGAAACCAGGCACCGCUCAUCACCUGGCCAAUACCAUCCCUACGGUGAAACAUGUUGGUGGCAGCAUCAUGCUGUGGGGAUGUUUUUCAGUGGCAGGGACUGGGAGACUAGUCAGGAUUGAGGGAAAUAUGAACAGAGCAAAAUACAGAGAGAUCCUUGAUGAAAACCUGCUCCAGAAUGCUCAGGACCUCAGACUGGGGUGAAGGUUCACCUUCCAACAGGACAACGACCCUAAGCACACAGCCAAGACAACGCAGGAGUGGCUUCGGGACAAGUCUCUGAAUGUCCUUGAGUGGCCCAGGCAAAGCCCGGACAUGAACCCAAUCGACCAUCUCUGGAGAGACCUGAAAAUAGCUGUGCAGCGACGCUCCCCAUCCAAUCUGACAGAGCUUGAGAGGAUCUGCAGAGAAGAAUGGGUAGAAAUUCCCCAAAUACAGGUAUGCCAAGCUUGUAGCGUCAUACCCAAGAAGACUCAAGUCUGUAAUUGCUGACAAAGGUGCUUCAACAAAGUACUGAGUAAAGGGUCUGAAUACUUAUGUAAAUGUGAUAUUUCCACAUACUCUGUAUCUUGCCUCGUCAAGAUUGCAACAAGUCUAAAUUUGAGUCCAACUUGAUUGUUUGGAUAUACUGUGGAAUCAUUGCAUGCUUUACUUUUAUAUUCUCUCAGAGUUAUAAGAUGGAUGCCAACCCCUGUGGAAACUGCCUGAUCAUAAACAAUGUCGAUUUUGAGCCUAAGUCGGAGCUGAGUAACCGCACAGGGUCCAACAUAGACUGUGACAAACUGGAAAGAAGAUUCAGAUCUCUGAACUUUAUUGUUCUUGUCAAGAGAAACCUGAAACAAAAGGUGAGGAUGUCCUCAGCUACCUUCCUGUUUAGCCUACUAGUUUAGUUUAUAAAUAUUCAUGUUUAACUGGCCAAGUGAUCCAAUCCUUACAUGAAUCACUAUAUUUCAGCAAAUAAGACAGGAGCUAUUGGCUUUGUCCAAGGUGGAUCAUUCACAGUAUGACUGCUGUGUGGUGAUCAUGUUAUCACAUGGAACAGAGGUAAGACUCUUUCUAUCCUUUUACAAAUGCAUAGAAAGAUUAGGCAUUUUUGUCUUUCAGGAGAUUAAUAAGGUUAUUCCAUUUCAUUGCAUAUUUUCAGGUGGGUCACAAUCGCUUCCCUGGUGCAGUGCAUGGAGUGGACGGGCCCAAUGUCCCAGUUCAGCACAUUACCAACUACCUGAACGGUCAGAACUGCCCUUCCCUACAGGGCAAGCCCAAGAUCUUCUUCAUCCAGGCCUGUGGGGGAGGUAAGACAACUUCACUAGCUAUAAUAGUGGCUUAUGCUUAGUUAUAACUUAGUACUGGUUAUGCAGCACAGUAACAACAAUGUUAUGAAGGUGUUGUAAUAAUAGUCUGUACACUGGGUUACAUCUCUGACAGUGGAUGAAGUAUUUGGGGGGUAGUGGAACUAGUCUCGCUCUGCCCGUCAUCACACGGGAUUCUCGUUUGAGAAACCUAGAGCGGCUGGAGUCAUUUGUUAUAAUUGGUAUAAUGUUUUGCACAUUGUGGUCUGGCAGGUGAGAGAGACACGGGCUUUGAGGUGUCUCCUGAUGAGGCGAGGACUUGUAUUGGAGGAACAGGUGACCAGACAGACGCCAUGCCUAUGUCCUCCAGCAGUGACUCUCUGAGCACUCAGUCUGAUGAGCCAGACGCUAGGGCCACACUGCCCACACCCAGCGACAUACUGGUGUCCUACUCCACGUUCCCAGGUGUGUGUGUGUGUGGAGGGGGGGUUUAUGUGCAUGUUUGUGUGUUUCUGUCAAAUACAAUACAUCUUUGUGGUUAUCAAUCCCAGAAAGUGUCGUUAGUGUGUCUGUCGCCCUGAUGGCUGUUUGUCGUGUGACUUGUACAGGUUACGUCUCCUGGAGAGAUACCCAGGCUGGCUCCUGGUAUGUAGAGACACUGGAUAACAUCUUAGAAGAGAAUGCUGCCACUGAUGACCUGGUCACCAUGUUAAUGAUAGUGAGUUUGUCGUCUUUUAAAAUACAGCUGUAUUUACUUUUAACGAUACUAAAGUAUAUUCUCAUAUGAAGCUUUCAAUGUUGUUUGUGUUUGUGUUCAGGUAAACCAUGAAGUUUCACAGAACUCAGCCAAAGGCCUCUACAAACAGAUGCCUGGUUCCUUUAACUUUCUACGCAAACUUCUCUACUUCCAAGCCCCGCCCUGCCAGAGACCAAUCCAGUCAUGACAUCACAGAGUUUCACUCUCAGGAAAUAUUUGUCUCUUCGUGUGCCCUUAUAAAACAAUUUGAGUUUUCUCUAUCAAUGUUUAUUUGGUUAUGUGAUCAAGAGGACCAAGAUUGUAAUUUUGUGUUUUAUUAUUUUCUAAUUUUCUUUAUUUUCUUGUUUUUAUGCGCACCAUUUUUGAGCUUCCAAAUUGCAAAAUCAUUGUGACAAUCAAAAAAAUGGCAGCAAAAAAAACUAUGGUUUCCCUUGAGAAGCUCUGCGAAAUAUCAAUCAGGACUGUUGAUGGCCUUACUAUUAGCCAGAAAAUCAAUUGCAUAUAAUAUGUAAUUUCCAUGAGUAAAUUCGUUAUUCGGAAUUCUGAAUAUUUAGUGAAUGGCUAUUAAUGUUCAGUACUUUAGAAUAACGAUUUGAUGUCCAAAUUGAAUUGUGUAAUUGUGUUCUGGUUCAUAUUUCUACACUGUUUCAAAAAUAUAUUUCUUUUUUAUUUUAAGGUUUAAAGGUUACCGUUGCAACAUUUAUUUGGUAUGGCGGGGUGCCUGUGAGUCAUUGUGGCUUUCAAAUACAGUAAGCAGGAUUCAGGAGUUUGUUUUACAGCAAAUUGAGAUGUUUCAACAUGCAAAGGGAAAUUCCUGAAAGAGAUACUAAAAUCCACAUUUGGGUCCCUCAAUUCCCACUUCCAGUGGUUGGAAU